Messenger RNA from Striga hermonthica, 960 nucleotides. The record is from the annotation of a GenBank genome assembly. Lineage: Eukaryota; Viridiplantae; Streptophyta; Magnoliopsida; Lamiales; Orobanchaceae.
AUGGAGGCUUUUGGAGCUUUUCUUGAUGAAGAGUGGGAGAGUUUGAGCAAAAUGUUCUCCCUUGAGGACACUGAUUUUUUGCUGCAUUGCGACGACAAUAGCCCGUUUUCGAAAACCGACGACACCUCUUUAACUUGCUUGGCUUCUGGUCUGAAUGCCGCUGAAAUUAAUGCAAAUGUGUGUGUACCAUUUGAUCAUUCUAUUGAAAACACAAAACAAGAAAGCAGCAACUGCAGCGAAUUUGAGAUAACGGGUCGAGCCAAUGAGAGCAGUAAUUACACCUCAUUUCAGUUCAUGGAGGAUAACGAGGGGCUAACGCAGCUCCCGAUUUUUUCUGAUGACAUCAUGCGUGAACUUAUCGGGUUAAACGAAAGACCGGGAAAUGCAGGGAAUCAAACUGCAGACAAUGAUACUGGGAAAACCAAGAGGAAGAUUGAAGCCCCACAAGAUAAUUCGUCCGGAAAUCCUAAGAAAAAGACUCGGGCUUCAACAGAUGCUAACAAAAGUAAAAGGAAUUCGUCACAGUCGAAAAAGAGCAAGAAAGUCGCGCAAACUGUUGACAUUGAUGAAGAAAUGAACAACAUUUGUGGUGGCGUUAAUGGGCAACAGAGCGCAUCAACCACUUUUAGCUCCGAGGAAGAUGAUUCUAAUGAACUAAAUAAUGCGUCAAACGGAAAAGCUAAAACCGGCAAGGGCCCGGCAACUGAUCCUCAAAGUGUCUAUGCAAGGAAAAGAAGAGAAAGAAUUAAUGAGAGACUGAGAAUCUUGCAGAAUCUUGUUCCAAAUGGAACUAAGGUCGACAUCAGCACGAUGCUUGAGGAAGCUGUCGAAUACGUGAAGUUCUUACAGCUUCAGAUCAAGCUGCUAAGUUCAGAUGAUCUGUGGAUGUAUGCCCCAAUUGCUUACAAUGGAAUGGACAUUGGGCUUUGCCAGAAGAUUGUUCCAAAUACAUGGCCUUAA